AUAAUGCGUUGGUAAAAGUUCAUUGAUUUUGUCAAAAAGCUAUAUUUCUCUAUUGUCCGUAUUUCACAUAAAUGGGGGGAAUGAGUCCAUGGAAGUAAUUUUAUUUUUAUUUUUUUAUUUUUUAGAAAUUGGGAUCGGUGUACAAAGAAUAUUUUGACCGAGUUCGGGGUGUAUAUUUGAAAAUCAUGGCGAAAAGAGGGAGAUUCAAAAAUAAUUUGAUAACGCACGAAUUUGAGUUUGAUGAGGGCUUGGAUUCGAAAGUAAGAGUAAAACUAAUUAUUGAAGUCAUCAAAUACUUAAUGUAUCAGAGACAACAGCUUCCACUGGCCUUAGAUCAGCUGAAAAGGCAUAUCAGUCUCAACGACGACACGCAACUGUCGGAGAUGAAGUCACGACCCGGCAAACCAACCACCAGAAGGGAACUCAAGUAUGCCAUUAAGGCCGUCCGUAAUCUCGACCAAAUAUUUGACAUGAUCUCACAAGCGUUCGAAAUUUGCCCAGAAAUCCGUAGUAUUUUGAUACUAUUCGGAACCACUCCGAUUAGUCCGAAGGAAUCGUAUUUACUUUCAAUGCCGGUGCUUCACCCGGAAUUCGACUGCCUGAGUUUAAAGAGUUCAGUUAAAACACUCUUCCGACAAAUUGUAUGCAAAGACGUAUUGGGUGAUGCUAAGUCGAUAUCUCCUACUAAUAUGAUUGUGAUGGUUAAUGCACCGAAAUGUAGCGGAAUCUCGUGGUUUCUUCCUAAACCAAAUUUUAAACUUCCAGUUCGGGGGAAACGCCACGUUUUUAACCUGAACUGCAAGCAUUCGGAUUUAGCUAAUCAAAGCAUUGUUUGUAAUGAUGAUACGGUCGAGAUAUCGGGGAUCGAACCACUAGAAUCCUCAGCUAUAGAUAUCACUUCGGCGGAUUUUAUGAAACGUCUGUCGUUGUCCGGAGAUGAUGAAUCUCUACAGAAUUCUACCAAUAGUCUCUUGGAAUCGUUUGAGGUCUGUCAGUCCGGAAGUUCAAUCCAUGCCACUGCCUCAGUCUCUUCUCUUUUUGCAUCAAAUGACAUCACUGUAGUCGACAAGGAAAACCAGUCGAAUUCUUCUGACAUCGUAUGCGACCAUAUGAACAGUAUUUCCAUCGAUCACAGAGACUUUACAGAACCAUCAUUAAGGACAGACAUUUUAGAGGACAUGUCGGCAUAUAUGUGGUUUCAAGCCCCUGUCUUUGUAAAAGGAUACAGAGACAAAAGCUCAAAAAAUGCCAUAUUUAUGUAACGUGUAAAAUUGAUAUUUGAUCAAUUCGUGUUAAGUUUUGUACAGAAUGGGGGCUUUUAUGGUAAAAAGUGCAAUAUACGAUGAAGUUCAUCAUUUUAGCAUUGAUAGUGGGGAUACAUGUAUAUGUAUCAUAUAUUAAUCAUGCACAUAAGCCAUUGUAUGCACCACUGGAAUCACAAUGAUUCAGUAAAUAAAUACCGUCUUUGCUAGACAGUAACGUUUGCACUAUAUUAAUAUUUGUACUGGUAUACAUGUGUACAUGUACCAUGAAAUUCAUUUUUACAAGAAUUCUUAAUUAAAAUGCUUUUGUCAUAAAAUAAAUUAUUGUAUGUAUUGAAAUUCACAAUAAAAGAUGUUUUUUA
This is a messenger RNA of Ostrea edulis (European flat oyster), 1624 nucleotides long. RefSeq lists its product as uncharacterized. The record is from RefSeq and is a predicted model, not a curated record. Gene Ontology annotation, cellular component: nucleus. NCBI's taxonomy places the organism in Eukaryota, Metazoa, Mollusca, Bivalvia, Ostreida, Ostreidae. The transcript has 2 exons. Gene Ontology annotation, biological process: regulation of exit from mitosis. Bases 186 to 1262 code for a protein of 358 amino acids.